Molecule: messenger RNA, 932 nt
Organism: Amborella trichopoda
Lineage: Eukaryota; Viridiplantae; Streptophyta; Magnoliopsida; Amborellales; Amborellaceae
Product: protein yippee-like
Source: RefSeq, a predicted model, not a curated record
AGUCUUCAACACCUUUCUCUUUUGUCUCUCUCUCUACAUUUUCGCAGAUAUUAUUUGGCAAUCGCUUCUAUAGCAAUCAUUGGCUCCAUUUGUAAGUCUUACUUGUCCCAUUAGUCUCUCUCUGGAUAGGGUAUACUGCGCUUACACUCUAUUUGAUUCCCGAUCCUUGACUCAGGAGAGUUGUUUUUCUCGCUCUUCUCCAUAUCAUGGCUCCUUGAUAGAGGGUUUUUAGAGAGAGAAAGUGUGUUUUUUUGUUGUUUCUUGAAAUGGGUAGGCUUUAUCUGAUUCAUUUGGACGGUAGGAUCUACGCUUGCAAGCACUGUCGAACCCAUCUCGCUCUGUGCGAGGACAUUGAAUCAAAGUCCUUCCAUUGCAGGCAUGGGAAGGCUUAUCUUUUCAAGAAAGUAGUGAAUGUUUUCGUUGGACCGAAAGAAGACCGGAUGAUGACUAGUGGAAUGCACACCGUCUCCGACAUCUUUUGCGUUGGUUGUGGAUCCAUCGUGGGCUGGAAAUAUUUGGUUGCCCAUGAAAAGGGCCAGAAGCACAAAGAAGGAAAGUUCAUAUUAGAAAGGCCAAAGGUGGAAGACUUUGAUGGAUCCAACUUUUGGGUGAGCCAUGAAGCACAAGUAGGGGGAAGUGAUGCAGAUGAUAGCUGACACAAAGCCUUGGAUUCAAAAUCCCCAGUUCUCUUGCAAUUGUACAUUCUCUCUCUCUCUCUCUCUCUCUCUCUCCAGAAAUUAAUGAAUAAUUUAAUUUUUAUGUUGUGCUUGGUUGGUAGCUAUUCAAUAAAAUAAAUGUUAAUUGAAAUGUAUGUACUAUUUGAGACAUUGUGGUUUAUGACAAUCUGCGUAAUACUUGUACAUCGGAAAUUAGGACCAUCAAUGAGGUGCCUUGUUGGAACUUGAAAGCUGAAACAAUUGUUUUGCAUCGCA